This is a messenger RNA of Striga asiatica, 3428 nucleotides long. The record is from the annotation of a GenBank genome assembly. Lineage: Eukaryota; Viridiplantae; Streptophyta; Magnoliopsida; Lamiales; Orobanchaceae.
UUUAAUUUUUUUUUUUUUGNCUUUUGUGGUCCUUACUUUUUCGAUUGAAAUUUGUUGAGAUGCAUAUAUUUGUAUUCUCAAUGGAACUGUUGUCUAAUUUUGUGAUCAGAUAAUGCUGAUGGUUUUCCUGAAAUUGAAAGCUUGUGGUUCUUAGCUUUUGGGCUAUGAUAUGUGUCUUUUUCUUAGAGGGCCAUGUCAAUUUAAACUUUGGCAUUUCUCUUAUUUUAUGCUGAUUAAUCCUCCAUAUGAGUUUGAGACUAUGAUACACCUAGGAGUGUAGUGUAAAACCUUUCUGCAUAUUAGGUUUAAUUAAAGCAUUAAACAUUUCUUAGGAGAUAGUAAAAGAGAAUUUUGAUAGCCAAUAUAUAAGUUAUGGUUCGUCAUGAUGGGUAGUUUCUUUGAAAUGGAAUACAGUUUGUGUUUCUUUAUUUGCAGGAAAGAUGUUUGAGAAUGGAUUUGAUGGAGGAGAAGGGGAGUCGGCUUUGCAUAGUGACAAGGUCAAAGUUGAUCCAGGGUCACCUCCAUCUUUGACAUGGAGAAGAAAACUUAGUACUGAUGACAAUGCCCUUUCUGAAUUCGACCUAACCUUAAGAGAGAAAAUCAGUAUGGCACCCAUAGGUUAUAGGCUUUGGCGUCAACUUCGAAAGGAAAAAAUGACAUACGGGGAUGUAUUUCUUGAUCCUUUUACGAAGCGCCAUACAUCAUCUUGCCAUGGGGUUCCUGUAGGUGGUAUGGGUGCCGGUAGCAUUGGAAGAAGUUGCAAAGGUGAAUUUUUGCGUUGGCAGCUGUUUCCUAGGAUGUGUGAAGAUAAACCUGUCUUGUCAAACCAAUUUUCUGUCUUUGUGUCUCGACCAGAUGGUAGCAAAUUCUCUAGUGUACUCUGCCCGAAGAACCCAGAAGUUCUAAAGGAUAACAGCGACAGUUCGGCUUCUGGGAUAGGAUCUUGGGACUGGAAUCUAGAUGGACAAAAUUCAACUUACCAUGCAUUGUUCCCUAGGGCUUGGACCGUGUAUGAUGGUGAACCCGAUCCAGCUUUAAAAAUAGUGUGCCGUCAGCUUUCACCCUUCAUUCCUCACAACUACAAGGAGAGCAGCUUUCCUGUAGCAGUCUUUAGUUUUACAUUAUCUAAUUUGGGAAAGACGGAAGCGGAUGUCACCUUGCUCUUUAGUUGGGCAGAAAUGAAGAUGGAGAGGGCGACUCUGGUUUUCGUGAAAUUUUUGACUGCAAAAGGAUUACCCUCAGUAACUUUUGCAAUUGCAGCAGAAGAGACUGAUGGUGUUCAUGUGUCUUCGUGUCCAUGUUUUGUGAUAUCUGGAAAUUCGCAAGGCAUCACAGCAAGAGACAUGUGGAGUGAGAUUAAGGAGCGUGGAUCAUUUGACCACCUAAGUUCUGAAGAGAUGUCUAUACCUUCUGAACCCGGUUCAGUAAUCGGGGCAGCUGUUGCAGCCUCUGUGACUGUUCCAGCAGGAGAAGUAAAAACUGUUACAUUCUCAUUGGCAUGGGCUUGUCCCGAAAUAAACUUCACUGGUGGAAGAACUUAUCACAGGCCAGUAUGCUACUUGCUUAUGCGCUACACCAAAUUCUAUGGCACUCACAGUAACGUGGCAUCAGAUAUUGCACGUGAUGCUAUACUCAAGCACCACCAUUGGGAGUCAGAAAUCGAAGCUUGGCAGAGACCCAUUCUUGCAGAUCAGAGACUUCCCGAAUGGUACCCAUCCACCCUUUUCAACGAGCUUUACUUUCUCAACGCAGGGGGAACUAUUUGGACAGCUCCCCCAAUACACAGCCUACGCACCAUCGCCACCCGAAGAUUCUCCCUCGACACCCCGACCACAGCCUCCACCCGCCAACCCGAUCAAAACGAAGCAGCCCUAAACAUUCUCGGCCGAAUGACAUCUCUUCUCCACGAUAUCCACACCCCUUCAUCCACCCCCUCUGCCCUCGGCACAAACCUCCUCCAGGACGGUGAACACAACGAGGGUCAGUUCCUCUACCUCGAGGGCAUAGAGUACCACAUGUGCAACACUUACGACGUCCACUUCUACGCCUCCUUCGCCCUCCUCACUCUAUUCCCUAAACUCGAACUCGCCAUACAGCGCGACUUUGCUGCCGCAGUCCUCAUGCACGACCCUACCCCGACGACCCUCCUCCAAGAUGGCUCGUCUGCCCCACGCAAAGCACUCGGGGCCGUGCCACACGACAUUGGCAUGCGGGACCCGUGGUUCGAGGUCAACUUCUACAAUCUGCAUAACACGGAUAGGUGGAAGGAUCUUAAUCCCAAGUUUGUGCUUCAGGUUUACAGGGACGUGGCUGCCACUGGGAGUUUGGGGUUCGCGAGGGCCGUGUGGCCGUCGGUUUAUGUGGCCAUGGCUUAUAUGGAACAGUUUGAUAGGGAUGGGGAUGGGAUGAUCGAGAAUGAGGGAUUUCCGGACCAGACGUAUGAUACGUGGUCGGUUUCGGGAGUGAGCGCUUACUGUGGGGGGCUGUGGGUGGCUGCACUCCAGGCGGCGUCCAGGCUGGCGGGGAUUGUUGGGGACAAAGGGUGUGAGGAUUAUUUCUGGUUUAGGUAUGAAAAGGCGAGGAAGGUGUACGGGAAGCUGUGGAAUGGGUCGUAUUUCGAUUAUGAUGAUAGUGGGAGUGCGACGAGCUCGUCCAUUCAGGCGGAUCAGUUGGCCGGAAAUUGGUAUGCCCGAGCUUGUGGCCUUUUACCAAUUGUUGAUGAAGAAAAAGCACGAAAGGCACUCGAGACAGUUUACAACUUCAAUGUGUUGAAGGUGAAAAACGGGAGGAUGGGGGCAGCAAACGGGAUGCUUCCAAAUGGAGAACCUGACAUGUGUACAAUGCAGUCGAGGGAAAUAUGGAGUGGGGUCACAUAUGCUGUUGCAGCUGCCAUGAUUCACGAGAAUAUGAUCGACACAGCCUUUAAAACUGCUUUUGGCGUAUAUGAAGUAGCUUGGUCUGAAGAAGGUCAUGGAUAUGCUUUCCAAACCCCUGAGGGUUGGGACUUUGAAGGGCGUUAUCGGUCUCUCGGUUACAUGCGUCCUCUGGCAAUUUGGGCUAUGCAGUGGGCUCUCACACAGCAUAAUAACUUACCAAAACAAGAAACAAAGCCUGUGAUUAAGGAAGAAUCUGUUGUUAGAGAGCAUCACGGUUUUUUGCGAGUGGCUCGUCUGCUAAAGCUGUCGGACGAGGUUGAUUCGAGGAGUCUUUUACAGGUUAUAUUUGACCGCACAUGUAAAAGGAUGCUGGGAUGAAAAGAGAGAUGCCAGAUGUGGAACAACAUUAUGAGUUCGGACUUUGAUUUAUUCUUUCUCAAUUAUUAUUUAUAUAUAUGUGCAAGUGUGUAAUAGACAGAAGUAGAUGCUUCUGCAUGUAUAUUUGCAAUCAGGGCUUUCCUGUUAAAUAAAAGUAAUUUCAAGAAAGUUGGC